This is a messenger RNA of Esox lucius (northern pike), 7023 nucleotides long. RefSeq names its product C2 domain containing 3 centriole elongation regulator (gene c2cd3). The record is from RefSeq and is a predicted model, not a curated record. The coding region runs from base 119 to 6826 and encodes 2235 amino acids. The transcript has 33 exons. Lineage: Eukaryota; Metazoa; Chordata; Actinopteri; Esociformes; Esocidae. Gene Ontology annotation, cellular component: centriole; centriolar satellite. Gene Ontology annotation, biological process: centriole elongation; cilium assembly.
GGAUGGGGAAAGUUAGCGAACGUUGUUGUUGCUCAGUGACAGACUGACAGUUUGUUUACACAAUGUAAUCUAAGUCUAAUACAUUUGUCCAAAUAAUAUACAAUAAUAUUCAUUGGGAAUGAAGACAAAAAAAUCUAAAUCUACUAAAGUUGGAAAUGGAAACCAAAAAAGGAAAAUUCAAAGUGACGUGCCCCCCUCGACAAGCCUCCCUCCUUUGGUUGAGGGUCAACUGCGAUGCUUCCUACGCGUGACAGUAAGCAAAGUUUUAUGGACAGUUCCCAAGCCACCCCCGACUACCUUUGUCAGAUUGCGCUGGUGGGGAGAGUCUUCCAGUGGGACCCAUUUCAGACCACAGGAUGGUUCACAAAAGUCACAGAAAAUUGUCAAGUCCACUGCUCGCUUCCCCAUUCGAUGUGGACCUAAGCAGUUCACAUCCUACUUAACAGAUAUGGGUUCUCUGAUGCUGGACGUGCUUACAAAUCCAGAACACCUGCCAAUCGCUCGUACUCAGGUCGCUGGGAUUUCUCGACUGUCUUUUUCACACUCCAUCAGUGGUUUUUUCACCUUGGUAUCUCCAACAUCUGAGAAGCUUGGGGAGUUACAGGUGUCGCUUGCGUUGGAGGCCUUGGCUGAGACAUACCACAGCAGCAGCUCUGUUCCCACCACCGACAUGAGUUUUGAAACGGCUGUAUCUGAAGUCAGGUCCACAGUGAAGCCAGCCUCUCCACAAAUCAGUCUGGUGGUGCCCUCCCUGUCCAGGCCACUGUCUGUCAACAGUGGGAAAGAGUCAGGAAGCAAUACGCCCAGAGGGAAAGACCAUUUGUACUUCAAAAAUGUCCAGACUGAAAAAAAGAGAGAUGUGGCAGUUGAGAUCCAAAGGCCAACAUCAAGUAGCUCUCAACAUGGACAGGAAUCCACUUGCGGACAGGCCUCCAACGAUAUACUCUCAGUUAUUUUAGAGCGUGGAAGCAAGCUUAGAAAUGCCAUGGUGGUAUCUGCUUUGAAGUCGGACAGGGACUGUGAAUUUGCACUGAAAGACACUUCGCUACCUCUCCCGAAGGACAAUAUAGGUGCCCCACCAAUGUCAUCCAUUCCUCCUUGUGGAAAGCUACUGCAGAAUCUUCUGCAUGCUGAGUCCAGUCUCCUGCUAUCUCCUCAAAGUCCCUCAGAAAACCUCAGCCGAGACUGUGACACUGCGAACAGGGCAAUAGAUCUGCUCCUGGGAAGUUUCAACGGAUCCACUCUCCCUAUUUGGGAUGGAGACGGCUCUCCUCCUGAUUCUCUCCUCAGUGUAUGUGGAGACAGUGAACUCAAUGACCCACAGUAUGACCAGAGCCUGCUAGAGAAUCUCUUCUAUAAAACUCCUAUAUCUAACGGCGGUCCUGGUGAUGAGGACGUGGGUGGCCCUUCCCUAAAGAUGGAUCUCAACAUGUCUGGUGAUAAGGAAGACAUGAGGCUCUCUGGUCCAAAGAAAACUACUGGGUCAGCUGUCAGUCGGGACUCAGAUCUGAUGACUCCAGGGACUGGGGAUAAGGUUCCUGGUUUGAGUACGGAACAACUCAAUGUCCUGGCGGAUGUCCGGUUGGCCAGAGUGGUGGUCCACUCCCUGACUGUCCCAACAGACAGCUCAAACACCACAUCCAGAAAGACCUCUGGAAAAGGGAAACCGCCUCAACCCCUUUCAACUAAGAAAUGCUCCUAUUUCGUGGAGUACCUCUUCCCUGUAUCUUCCAGCAGGCAUGGUCCUAGUCAAGCCAUGGCAGCAGAGGUGACUAGAGUGGUUUCUACUAAAGUCACAGGAGGGGUGGUGACGUUCCAAAAGAGCAGUAUGUUUCCUGUCCACUUCAGUGGGUCAACUAUCGAGCAGUGGUGGGGAACAGACCUCACAUUCAAUAUCUACUCCAAGAAAAGCUUCCAGAAGAAACCUCUGGCCAUUGGCAAGGCAGUGUUCCCCAUAUGCUGUCUACUACAGAGGGAACCCCUGAGUCAAACGCUCCUACUUCCUGUCCUGAGUCAGGAGGUGACUUGUGAGAGCCAGAACAUUGGCUCGCUCAAGGUGUCAGUUGAACUUGCUGCAGACAACAUAGAUUUCUCAUCUACCAAGAACAGUAAGUCAGCUCCAGGUUCCACAGCCCCCUUCAGUGCCACAGCCACUACCCUUACAGCAAACAGCCCGGCCAGGGGGGAGGUUAACACCGCAAGGCCUCAUCCCAAAGACCCCAGGGGGGAGGAUCUACGUCCAUCUGCUCCUCCUAAUAGCAAUUCAUGGACAGACAUAAGAACUGUGGUUGCUCAAGGUCCCUCGCCUCUCACCUGCGUCCAGACAUCUCUUCCCAGACGGCAGAUCCACCUGUUAGAGGAGGAGGACAAGGAGUGUGAGGUACUGCUGCAUGCCCUGCUCAUGGUGCCGGAUGGAAAGGACUUUGACUGUGGGUCAAUGCAGCCUCCAAAUAUCUACCUGAACUGUAAGCUCUUCGGUCAGGAUGAGAUGUCUCGAUCAGUGAUCAGCUGGGGCCAGCGAAGCCCGACAUUCAAUUUUGUACAGGUGGCGCCCCUGGCCUUGACUUCUAGGUUGCUGGAGAGGAUGAGGAACAAUGUGAUGGUGAUUGAGGUGUGGCAGAGAGCAGGAAUCUCAGGGAAGGAUCGGCUCUUAGGAUUGGUCAAAGUCCCCCUCCACCAGUUCUACAUGUCCUUCAGAGACCCCAAGAUUUCCCAACUUCUACUUCAGGCUCAGUACCCAGUGUUAGGGGUAGACAGCUACAUGCCUGUAACUGAUGUGUUUUCAGGCAUCAUUAAGGGUAACCUCCGUGUCCUUUUAGCAAUGGGACAGUCUGAACAAAUAGUAGCUCUUCAGCGCAUGAGGGAUGAAGAACUUGGCUCUGUGCCACGUCUCCCAAGACCAGGCCAUUUGCUUGAUCUUCAUCCAAACAAAGAACAUAAGGCUAAACCAUCUUCCGCGGAGGCUAUGAGAGAGCAUCUGUUUGUGGUGAAGGUGGAGAAAGUGAAGGGACUGACCCCACUGCAAUCUACUGUCUGGGGGGAGGCUGACUGUUACGUCCAGUAUGCCUUCCCUACUCAGGAAGAGCCUCCUGGUCAAAGUCUGGACCCAAAUCUUAUCGAGAGCAGUGUGAAUCUGAGGCAGUUCCGUACCACCACCAGCCUGUGUGUCCCUGACCCAGUGUUUAACCACAGUGAGAGCCACAUGCUGCUGGCUCCUGCAGGGGUCCCUGUCCAAAGGCUCCUGCUUAGCUCCUUCUCCAGCCAGGGCUUGGCCAACGGAGGAGGCAUUCAGUUUGAGGUGUGGUGCAGGUACUAUUAUCCAAAUGUCCGGGACCAGCUGGUGGCUAAAGGGAUGUUGCCCCUGUCCAAGCUCUGUGCCAUGGUGACAAUGCAGAGACAGCAGCCUGCUGAAGCCCAGGUCUUCUCCCUCCCUCUGACGCCCAGAACUGAUAGCCCAGCUGGACAUCAACCUCAGCCCUCAGGAUUGCUUGAUGUGUAUGUCCAUUACAAACACGGUCCUAUGAGAUGUGACGGCAGGAGCGGGGCUGUUGCCUCUCGAGUGGUGACCGUGGUGAUUCAGGUGCACAGGGCGGCAGGACUGCAGGCAGCCGCGAGGGCUUUGUCAGAGCAAAAUGACGCGUUCCAGUACUACGCCGAUGUGGGCGUGAAUGCGUUCGUGACCUCCCAGCUCUCCUUCCUGCCGGAGAGUGAGAGCCGCAGCACCCGUGUGGUUGCAAGGACUUUCUGUCCGGAGUUUGACCACCACACCGAGUUCCCCUGUGAAGUGCAGAUCCAGAGGGCCCCUGGGGAGACCUGCAGCCUGGCUGAGCUCCUGCAGGAGGCCACAGCAGUCUUCACAGUACGGCACAGAGACAGUCCCAAAGCGAUGGCCAGAUCCACGGAUACUCUGUUGGGUACAGUAACAAUUCAGCUGGCUGAUCUCGUCUAUAGAAGAACAGGCAUCAGGGGCUGGUUUGGAGUGUCUCUGCCCCAGGACCUGGCCUCAGCGUCUUCCAGACAUCACGUCUUAGUAGGCGGCCUGGAGAUCUCCAUCAGUUUUGCCCACCAUGCAGACAGAGAGAGGGUCAUGGCCGCUGCUCGGGACCUGGGCUGGGAAGUGGCCAUGGCUGGCGGGCCGGCUGAAGACGAGGAGACGGGGGGCAGCGACGGAGAGGACUGGGCGCCGAUUCGGAGGACUGUGUACCUGACCGUGUCCACGCCCAGAGUCUGGGUGCCUGUCCGCUGCCUCCUGCUGCCUGGACACAGGGAGCUCCAGCGCUCCACCUACUGCUACCUCAGAUACAAAGUGUAUGACCAGGAGGCCUUCUGCUCCCAGCUCAGACACCCUGGCCAGUCUAUGGAGGAGAAGGGAGGAGGGGAGGAGGGCCUGGCCACGGUGUCCUUCACAGGCAGCAGGACGGUGGAGCUGAGGAGUAGCCAGCCCCUGUAUUGGUACCUCCGAGAGGAGAGGCUGGAGGUGCAGGUGUGGGUGGCCUUUGGAAAGGACAGGAGAGUCAGGCCUCAUGACAGCGACCGGCUGGUGGGCUCGACCUUCGUGGACCUCUCGUCCCUGGCCAAGAGGUCCCGGUCCAAACUGACUCUGACUGGCGUGUACCCUUUGUUCAGGCGCUCUGCCCCGGACCUGAGCGGAGCUGCCCUACGGGUCCACAUUACCCUGACCCCUGGAUCCCUCCCUAAGGACCAUACAGUUGGGGGGACGGAUAGCCAGGUCCUGGAGGACUGUGACAGCCAGGGAGAGGAGCAGAGCCCAGGACAGGAAGGCCCCUUGUCUACUCCAGCUUUGUCGGGAGCAUCUGAACCACACGACCGGCACCAGACCGACCCCUCCACGAGUGCCAAGCUCUCAGAGGUCAGCGUACAGGACGCCUUCUCGGUCACCAUCACUGUGGAGCGAGCCAUGCACCUCAGUCUUAAAGGCUGUCCUUUAGCGGAGCGUAGUGGAGGACUCCCUAGUUGCUGUGUCUCCUAUGCCACGGCUGAUUCCACCGAACCAGUCACCACAGCUGUCGUGGCGGACAGCCCCUGUCCCGUCUGGGGCCACCAGCAGGAGUGCAGGCUGUCCAAGAAACUUCUUCUGGAUCCCCAACGGUCCCUGGUGUUCAAAAUCUGGCACAGAGGAGAUGUGGAGCGGGUUAUUGGUUUUGCCUCGGUGGACCUGUCUCCUCUCCUGUCAGGCUUCCAGUCGGUGUGUGGCUGGUACAACAUAACAGACUUCAGUGGGCAGUGCCAGGGCCAGCUCAAAGUGUCUGUCUGCCCGCUGAAGGGAGUCCAGGAGCUGCGUGGUCAGAGGCAGGCUGCGUGUGAGGAGGCCAGCAAAGACUCCUCGACUCUGUUCCAGACCGCCCCCCUUUACUACCGCACCACAGCCACAUACAGCAGCUUCCCCUGCCACAUCAGCCGUUACACGGAGCAGAGGAUCAACUCGUCGCCAGCCACUCCGGACCGUCUAGACAGGCUUCUGUCUGAGAGCCAGAGUGACCGGCAUGAUGAGCACAUGGACAAGGUGCGACUGUACCACCAGGGCCUUCAGGAGGGGGGUGCGGGCCAUCCCUCCAGCUCAGUUCUGUUCUCCGCCCUCAGGAAAAACCUAAGUGAGUUGGAUGAGAUCCAGAGGUACUUCAGCCGUAAGCUGUCCACCCCCACCUUCCCUUCUGUGAGUGAGCCGGGCCAGCGCUCCAGACUGGAGGAGCACGGAGAAAUGGAUUCCACUCAGCUCCUUCUCAAGUCCAACCGCCUGGUUGGGGAGGUUAACGACCUCGUCAAUGAUCUCCAUGGACAUCAUCGUGUUGAGACUACACCUUUUAACCCUCAGAUCAGGUCAACCACUUCCCCUGUUUCAGAUGAGCACCUGCUGCCUGGGCUCUCUGAAGAAUUCCCUCAGAGUGCUCCAUGUUCUCAGAAAGCGUCCACCUCCCUCCUGGAGGAAGUGUCUCCUGUCCCCUCACCUGAACCAAGCCUCUCUCAGGAAAACAGGGGUUCUCAGACCGAGGAAGAUGAGGAUGCCAAGUCCCCUGCAUCUGAAGAUGGUCCCGGAGAGGAGGAGGAAGAUGGCGAUUAUGAGGAGACUGUGGUGGAGCCCAGGCCUCUGAAUGAGGUCACAUCUCUAACGGACAGAACCAGUCCUUGGACCAGCCUGCUGUCAGACCCUGAACUGGGCUCUCUGGAGAGUCUGGAGGCACCGGAGGAGCACCCAGCGUCGGACAGCCCCUGCAUCCCCAGCCUCACCCAACAAGAGGGAGAGGGGGAGAGGCCAGGUCUGCAGGCUGACGCCCUGCUGACGUGCAGCUCUGGUGAGGUACGGGGUCAGCAUGCUAAAUCUGGAGAGUCCUCUUAUGGAUCAGAGGAAGAUGAGGCAGACACCAUGAGAGAUGGUGACGGGCCACUCCACAGCUCUGACGAUGAGGCAGUACAACAUCAGGAGUCCAUUACUGCAUCAGUACAUGACGAGUCUCCAUUGUGUAGUGGAGAGACAGCCAGCCGGGUUCCUGGUGACAGAGACACUCUGUCCGAAGGUGAAACCCCGGGCUUGUUGCUCGACUCAGCAGCGACUGAACGCUCUGACCCUGUGGAGAUACCAAAUUUCUUCCUCCCAUCUCAUCACUUGGAGGCGUCUAUGAGAGCUCUGCGCAUAGCGCCAGUCUUCUCCCGGGCCUCCUCUGACCCAAAAGAAUGCUCUCAUAGACAUGGAAUUCCCUAUCACCGUCUUCCUCUUCCCAGGCCCAAUAUAUCAUCCCUGUCCAUGAAGAAAGAAGAGACCAAGAGAAUAGCGAAGAUAUUUGCAUCUCAUUUUAAGGACGAACACUAGCACUUUUUUUUAAAUGAUCUUUGAUGUUGUAUGUUGUGCUGUUUGUAUAUAUGUGUAGGUUGUAUGUUUUAUUAAUGAUCACCUGUUAUUUACUUAAGUGGCAUUGCAGUGUUUUUUAAUUAUGUAAAGAGUUGUAUGUAAAGAUAAUUUAAAUACAUUUUUCUAUUGUUUUCGUAAAUAAAUGGUUUGCCUGUAUA